Molecule: messenger RNA, 1425 nt
Organism: Ostrea edulis (European flat oyster)
Lineage: Eukaryota; Metazoa; Mollusca; Bivalvia; Ostreida; Ostreidae
Product: ATP synthase-coupling factor 6, mitochondrial-like
Exons: 4
Coding region: 771-1259 (162 amino acids)
Biological process (GO): proton motive force-driven ATP synthesis
Molecular function (GO): proton transmembrane transporter activity
Source: RefSeq, a predicted model, not a curated record
UUUCAUUAUUUGGUAUUUUUUUCACUUUCUGUUGAUUCUAUAUCUGUCCUUGGACUUCCGAAGCUUAAACGCUAAAGUAUAAGCACGAGAAGACGUGAUGAGAUGUGAUGUAAGAGGAAAUAGUUUAUUGGUUAUCUAUUUUGAUUUGUAUUGCUUCAACCAAUGAGAUUCGGUGUAUCAGAAUACAUAGGAAUUAAAAAUGAUGAAAGUACAAAAAAUAAGUAAGUCGUACUCGAUUCAUUCUAGAGAAGAAAAAAAAAACGUAAGUUACAAUCGAUAAUGAAUGUGCACGUUGGCGCAUGGAUUAGAUAAGUUAAUGCGCCAAUUUUCACCUGAAUGGGACUAUGGCGCAGGGCGCAUGGCCUUCCCAAUCACUGCUUAUUGAUUGAGAUGAGCCUUGAAGCAUUCAAGGCUUGGAGCCAUCACAGUAGAGGUAGGUACGUGGGUAGAAUGAUUCCUUCCUCACUGAUGUUUCGACAUAAUGGAAUUUGCACUGCCAUAAUGUUGUUAUUCCUGGAUGUUCUUUCUUGGAUUUUUAGAUGUAUAUAUUUCUGCAAAUUAAACAAAAGUGCAUACGUCAGAAGUUCGUAAUUCUCCUUUUUUCGAUGACAUGCACAUGUAGUCUGCACUUGUGAAAAAUGUGAAAGAAUUUGUUGUUUUACUUCUAGCAGUGAACAAACAACAGGAGUCGCAAAAUUCAAAUAUUGUGGGUAAUUCCUCUGUCGCAACUUGUUGAGAGAGUUCCUAAGGUUAUACUGAUAGGAAUCAAGAUGUUUGGUAGACAUUUGGUCAUCACAGGACCACAGCAGUUGAGGAACAUUGCACUUAGGAACCUUCAUCUGACAGGAGCAACUUAUCAAGCACAACAAAAAGCCACUGACCCCAUCCAGCAGCUCUUUGUGACCAAAAUCAGGGAAUAUGCUCAGAAGAAGAAACAGCUGAAGGCAGGAGAGGUGUUAGUAGAUGCCUCACCUGAGGUGGUACAGAACUACAGUGACAGUUUAAACAGAAUUUAUAAAAUGUACAGCGUAACAGAGGCCACUGCAAGGAUUGUACCUGAUAUCCAAUUUGAAGAUAAGACAGUUCAAGUGAUAGAACUUGAUAAUGUAGACAUGGAUAAUUUCACUCCAGAAUUUCCGGAGGAUAAGAUAGAUCUUUCUGCAGAUAACCCCAAGAACCUUGAUCUAAACCAGCGAUUGUUUGGAUACGAUCCAGAGAGAAAUCUUCAUAUGGACGUACCAUCAAAGAUUCAGGCUUGAAGUUAAAAGUAGUUGUGAAACUUUUUAAUAAUACUUUACACUGGUGUAGUGCGACUUUGAAUGUGCUGAGGUUUACCAUCAAUCAGCUGGUGUACAGUUUUAAAAAAAUUGCUGGCAUUAAUCAUGUUGGCCAUGAAUAUAUAUUGAAUAAAACAUUUCAACAGUU